AUUCUGCUAAAUACCAGCUUCCUCUCAAUCCCCGCGUGAAUAAUUGAACUAUAUCAACCGUUCACAUUCUCUCUCGGCUUCUUCUCCCUACCACACACAUUUACAGAGGUAGUAGUAGUACCUUUCAAUAGAGAAGGAGGAGGAGAUAACCGAGGAAUCAAGAUCCAAAAAAACCCAAAAAAAUGGGGUCUCUUCCACCACCAUAUCUGGACUUCUUUCAUCACUCGGCAAAGCAAGAUUCAAUUGACCCAGAUCAACUUCUUAAACUCUUCAAAGCCCAGCAGAAUUAUCUCAAUCAUUUCUUUCAAAAUCUUGAUCUUUCCCAAACUCUUAGUUUUACCCAAACUCUCCUUAAUGCCAAAGGUACCAUUUACUUUACUGGUGUUGGGAAAUCUGGGUUUGUUUCCCAGAAAAUCUCACAGACCCUUGUUUCUCUCGGUAUCAAAUCUGGGUUUUUAUCCCCUGUUGAUGCCCUUCAUGGAGACAUUGGCAUUUUGGAUCCACAAGAUGUUUUGGUUAUGUUUAGCAAGAGUGGGAAUACGGAAGAAUUGUUAAAGCUUGUGCCUUGUGCAAAGGCGAAACGGGUCUUUUUGAUUUCGGUUACUUCGGUAAAGCCUAAUUCUUUGAUGGGUGUGUGUGAUCUGAAUGUGCAUUUGCCUUUAGAGAGAGAAUUAUGCCCUUUUGAUUUGGCACCUGUGACGUCUACUGCAAUUCAGAUGGUGUUUGGAGAUACCGUGGCGAUUGCUUUGAUGGGGGCGAGGAAUUUGAGCCGGGAGGAGUAUGCUGCCAAUCACCCUGCUGGGAGGAUCGGGAAAAGUUUGAUCUUCAAGGUUAGAGAUGUGAUGAAGAAGAAAGAAGAUCUUCCAAUUUGCAAGGAAGGAGAUCUUAUUAUGGAUCAACUUGUAGAGCUGACAAGCAAAGGAUGCGGGUGCCUUCUUGUUAUUGAUGAGGAGUUUCAUCUGCUCGGCACAUUCACCGAUGGUGAUUUACGUCGGACAUUGAAAGCCAGCGGAGAAGGAAUCUUCAAGCUUACAGUUGGAGAAAUGUGUAACAGGAAACCAAGGACAAUUGGUUCAGAUGCUAUGGCAGCUGAUGCAAUGCAGAAGAUGGAAUCUCCACCAUCUCCAGUCCAGUUCUUGCCAGUUAUUGAUCAAGAUAAUGUGUUGAUUGGUAUUGUUACCUUACAUGGACUGGUCUCAGCAGGCUUGUGAAGUUCUUGUCAUUAUCAUUAAUUCUUUUUGUAUAUUGUUGGGUUUCUUACCCUAUUUUCUUCAGCUGAUGUUAUUUUAUUCCUAUAGCAAUGAUGAAUAUUAGUAGUAAAAUAUUAUAGUCAUUUUAUUGGACUUAUAGAUUGGGCUAGAGCUCUGUACCCUUCAUCAUUUGUGCCCUGUUACAAUGUACAACGAGGGAGAAUGUGAUAAUGAUGAUCCUCUAUUCAUUAUA
Messenger RNA from Solanum verrucosum, 1443 nucleotides. RefSeq names its product probable arabinose 5-phosphate isomerase. The transcript has 3 exons. The record is from RefSeq and is a predicted model, not a curated record. Bases 183 to 1211 code for a protein of 342 amino acids. Gene Ontology annotation, biological process: carbohydrate derivative metabolic process; carbohydrate metabolic process. NCBI's taxonomy places the organism in Eukaryota, Viridiplantae, Streptophyta, Magnoliopsida, Solanales, Solanaceae. Gene Ontology annotation, molecular function: carbohydrate derivative binding; isomerase activity.